AUGUCAGUUCUAAUUGAUGAAAAGAGUCACCGAAGCAGCGGAUCGACACGGCUGCGCAUUGUGGUGACUGUAGUUGGAGUUCUUCUCAUGGUAUCGGGGUUGGCGGUGAUGCUUGGCCAUCAAUCCGGUUCUGCAAAUGAAGCUUUGGGGAUGGAAUAUGAGAAGCCAUCGGUUGAGGUAUUGGACUUGGAAGCAACGGAGGUCGAACAGCUUACAAAAUUGGGGUUGAGUCCCAAACCGAAGUUGAAGAUUGUUAAGGGUGGAGAUGAGCAGGUUUUGCAUGGGAGAUUCUUGCACAUCACAGAUAUGCAUCCAGAUAAGUACUACAAGACUGGUGCAGAUGUGGGUUCGUUGUGCCAUAGUGGAAAGGGAAGCGCAGGGAAAUAUGGGGAUGCUGUGCUUGGCUGUGACAGUCCUAUGGUGUUGAUGGAAGAUACACUCAAAUGGGUUAAGGAGAACUUGAAGGAUAAGAUCGAUUUUGUUGUGUGGACCGGUGAUAAUGUCAGGCACGAUAACGACAGAAGAUAUCCUAGAACUGAGUCAAAUAUUUUUGAUAUGAAUCAAAGAGUGAGUGAAUUGAUGUAUGAAACGUUCAAAGAAGAGAAUCCCCGUGGAGGGCGCCCAAGACAAUUGAAGAUCCCACUAGUUCCAUCGCUUGGUAACAAUGAUGUUUUCCCACAUAACUUAUUUUCUCCGGGUCCAACUUUACAGACGAGAGAAUUAUUCAAGAUAUGGCACGAUUUUGUCCCUGCAGCCCAAUUGCAUAUAUUCAAUAGAGGCGCAUAUUUUUUCAAGGAGAUCAUUCCUAACGAAUUGGCAGUUUUGUCGAUAAAUACGUUAUACCUUUUUCAAUCAAAUCCAUUGGUCGAUAAUUGUGAUAGAAAGAAGGACCCUGGCCAUAAGUUAUUCGAAUGGUUAGGAUAUACGUUGAAAGAAAUGCGGGCUAGAAACAUGAAGGUUUGGCUCUCAGGACAUGUUCCACCUAACGAAAAGAACUACGAUAUUUCAUGUUUGCGUAAAUAUAUUGUGUGGAUGCAUGAAUACAGAGAUGUUAUAAUCGGCGGCUUGUACGGCCACAUGAAUAUAGAUCACUUCAUUCCAUUGGAUUCCAAGGAAGCAUAUAAAUCCAUCAAAAAUAAGUUCGGGAAACUUGGUUUCGACUACGAGUUAUCAUUUGAAAAUGACCUAUACGUACUGGAUGAUGACGACAAUUCCGACAGUGACUCUGACGACGACGAUGAAGAUACGUCACUAGAAGAAUCAUACUCCAAUUUCAAUAGUCCUAUACUUAAAGAUGGGUUUGAAGAUUCUGUGAACUUCAAAAAUAUGGAUGAUAUCAGGAUCCAGGGUGGAGUCCCAAAUGGUAAGGUAGGAUACAUGGAAAACGUGAGAAAGGAAUAUUACGCAAAUGUCAAGGGGAAAAAGAAGAGUGGAUAUGUAUCAGAGAGGUAUUCCAUUGCACAUGUAACAGCCAGUGUCGUUCCAACGUUCAACUCUGGGUUACGAGUAUGGGAAUACAAUAUCACAGGUCUCCAAAAUCUCCUUACUUCCGAUAACCAACCAAGAUUCGCUCCAUGGAAUGAGUUCUUCGAGGGACUCGAAAAGUUGAUGGAAACGCAAGUAGAAGCCGAUUACGACGACGAAUUCAUUACUUUUGGCCAACAAGUGGAAAUAUUCAAAAACGAUAAUACUUUCCCUCCUAAAAUGCCAAAAUCCAAAUCUUUGGGUCCGGCCUACAUACCUCAGGCAUUUACUCCGGAGAGAUAUGUUCAAUAUUACGCUGAUUUAGCCAACAUAAACAGAGGGGAGAAAGAAUUUUCCUACGAAUUUGAAUAUGCCACCGAUGAUAAAGUCUAUGACAUGGAUUCUUUAACCGUCGAUGACUGGAUUUCGCUAGCUAGAAGGCUCGGAAAACCUGUCAAGGAAAAGAAAAAUAAGUCGAAUAAGAAAUCAAAGAAAAAGAAGAAGAACAAAGACAAGAGGUUGCUCGAAAAUAGCGAACCCUUAAAGCAAGAUGGUUCUAAAGACAGCCGUUUGGAGCAAGAUCGUGUUCAACAAUCUGCCAGGCUAGAAAACUUGUGGCAGCAUUAUUUGAAAUACUCAUUUGUCAGUUCUGAAUACGAGAAUAUGGGCAUGGGCUGA
Molecule: messenger RNA, 2142 nt
Organism: Debaryomyces hansenii CBS767
Lineage: Eukaryota; Fungi; Ascomycota; Pichiomycetes; Serinales; Debaryomycetaceae
Gene: PHM5
Product: endopolyphosphatase
Exons: 1
Coding region: 1-2142 (713 amino acids)
Biological process (GO): polyphosphate catabolic process
Cellular component (GO): fungal-type vacuole; membrane
Molecular function (GO): exopolyphosphatase activity; endopolyphosphatase activity
Source: RefSeq, a predicted model, not a curated record